UCUCGCGCUGGGAUUUUGUUGGGCGGGCUGCGAACGGGGUCGGCGAAGAACGACACAACAAGGAGAGAAAAAUGCUGUUUUGGCACACGCAGCCGGAGCAUUACAACCAACACUCGACGGGAAGCUACCUGCGUGAUGUCCUCGCACUGCCAAUCUUCAAACAAGAAGAACCUCAACUGUCUCCUGAGAAUGAUGCAAAACUCCCUCCCUUUCAAUAUGUGCUUUGUGCCGCCACAUCACCUGCUGUGAAGCUUCAUGAAGAGACUUUAACGUAUCUCAACCAAGGUCAGUCUUAUGAAAUCCGUCUCCUUGAGAAUAGGAAAUUGGGAGAGUUCCAAGAUUUAAACACAAAAUAUAUAAAGAGCAUUAUUCGUGUGGUUUUUCAUGACCGACGUUUGCAGUAUACAGAGCACCAACAGCUGGAAUGCUGGAGAUGGAGUCGGCCUGGAGACCGCAUCCUUGACAUAGAUAUCCCACUGUCAGUUGGUAUCUUAGACCCAAGAGCCAGCCCAACACAAUUGAAUACAGUUGAAUUUUUGUGGGAUCCAUCUAAGAGAGCAUCAGCAUUCAUUCAGGUACACUGCAUCAGUACAGAAUUUACUCCAAGAAAACAUGGAGGAGAAAAAGGAGUACCCUUCCGGAUACAAAUUGACACAUUCAAACAGAAUGAGAAUGGCGAAUAUACAGAACACUUGCAUUCUGCGAGCUGCCAGAUCAAAGUGUUCAAGCCCAAAGGAGCAGAUCGAAAGCAGAAAACAGACAGAGAAAAAAUGGAAAAGAAAACUUCUCAAGAAAGGGAGAAAUAUCAGCCUUCUUAUGAUACAACCAUUCUCACAGAGUGUUCUCCGUGGCCAGAUGUGCCUUAUCAAGUAAACAAUGCACCGUCUCCAAGUUACAACAGCUCUCCAAACAGUUUCAGCCUUGGAGAUGGAAACAGUUCACCAACUCAUCAGGUUGAGGUCCUGCCUCCCAGCAAUGACCAUCUCCUUCCUUCUGCUUCUAUUCAAGAUGCUCAGCAGUGGCUUCAUCGAAACAGAUUCUCUCCAUUCUGUAGACUGUUUUCAAGUUUUUCAGGUGCUGACUUACUGAAGAUGUCCAAAGAAGAUUUUGUUCAGAUCUGUGGCCCAGCUGAUGGCAUUCGACUUUUCAAUGCCAUUAAAGGAAGGAAUGUAAGGCCUAAGAUGACCGUUUAUGUCUGUCAAGAACCUGAGCAGAAUCAAUCUCAUCUUCAUCAAAAACGAGAAAAUGGAGAGGGAAAUCUUUGUGUGCUAAAGUCUUCUCCCACUGGCAUUUCAGUAUACCAUGCCAUCUUCUUAGAAGAACUGACAACUCUGGAAUUAAUGGAGAAGAUUGCAAACUUGUACAGUAUUUCCCCACAGCAGAUAAACCGGAUCUAUCGGCAAGGACCUACAGGAAUCCAUGUAUUAGUGAGCAAUGAGAUGGUACAAAACUUCCAAGAUGAAUCAUGUUUUGUCAUUUCCACGCUAAAAGCUGAAAGUAAUGAUGGCUACCACAUCAUCCUGAAAUGACCACCUUCUGUGUAUCAGUUGGGACUUUCAACAGCUUUACACUAUGAUGCCUAUAACCCAAAUCACUGGAACCAAGACUGGAAAGAUGGCGAACUCAUUUGGAUAAAAUACUUCUGUUAACUGAAUGCUGUGACAAGAAAAAUAAAACUUCAUAAAUUUCAGAGCAUUUGGGAACUGGCAACUAGCUUCAGAGCUUGUAACAAAUUUUCUACUUUUUUUCUUUCCUUUUUAGGACAUUUUACUGGCAUGACAUUUUUAGUUUCUUGUUCAGAACCACAUGCCUUGUUUAAGGGAAUCUUAAUGCAUAAAAAACUCUAAAAGCACUUCUGAAUCACCAGUGUCUGGUACUAAAGGUUGAAAAUCAUCAUCUGUGAUACUAAUAUGGUUUCACUUGCCCCCUUAUGUAUUCUUUUCCUAGGCAAAGUAUGUACAAUCAGAGGUUGGCCUCAGAUGUCUGCAGUUAGUUUAUAUUCCUAUAUUUUGUUCUUUUCCUUAGAUCAAAAGUACUGCCCUUGAAAUUCCUGGUAUAAGUGCACAAAAAGUAUAUGAAAUUUUGUUGACGAGUACAUGUUUCCUGAAGAAAUUUACAUUUUCAGAGUAGUUAAAUAUAUGCAAUACUUAUUUAAACCUACUUUACUGUGUUGAGUACAUGAAGUGUGUCAGGCAUAACUUACCACAUAAAUUAUUACGGUUCAAUAUACUGAUGAAAUUUAAGAAGUCCUUGAACAGUUCCAAAUAAAUCCAGUUUCAAAAAUGGAGAGGCAGGCUGCUGCACAUAAUGGCACUGAAGAAUGCAUUCUUGCAAAGUGGGAAAACGGAGAUUGAAAGUCAAAGUCAACAUUUGAGAAGAUUUAAUUCUCUGAGCUUAAAUGGUAUGUGGUAUCCCAACAGAGGAAAAACUCGGUUUUUAGAGAGGGUAUUAAGAAAAAUAUGCAUUCUUAUAGUGAAAUUAAGAAGCAAUACAUGCAAAUCUCCUGGGGGUCCCUGGCCCUUCUACUGUUAGAUUGGCCUCGAUCAGGGCUUUUUUGGCCAUGGCCCCUACCUGGUGGGAAGCUCUGCCACCUAACAUCAGGGCCCUGCGGGGUUUGAUGCAAUUCCGCAGGGCCUGUAAGGCAGAGUUGUUCCACCAUUCCUUUGAUUGGGGCCUAUACAAUUACAUCUGUUGCUGGCCCUAAUCCUAAUUCUGGUUUUAAACUUUAAAUUUUAAGUAAAUUUUAAUUUCAGUUGUGUUUUAAUUAGUUUGGACUUGAUUUUAAUUAUUAAUAGCAGUUUUAAUUGUUUAUUAAAUUGAGUUUUACUAUGUUAUGUUUUAUUAUUGUAAGCUGCCCUGAGCCCUUUUGGGAAGGGCGGCAUAUAAAUUGAACCAACCAACCAACCAAAUAAAUAAACAAAUACUAUAUCAUCAAUAUAUACAGUAAAGCUACAAUUCUAGGCCCUCUUAACUGGUAGAGAGCCCUAUUGAAAUGAACUGGACAUAUGUCUAAAUAAGCAAACAUAGCAGUAAGCAUCAUAGUAAUCACAGAAAAAAUUAGCUAUCCUGAACCCAGUUUUUAAAAUCCUGCAUUCCAAUCCAUUUUGGAAAAUAAAAUACCCUUUAAAAUAGUGACUUAACUUGCAUUUAUUUAUUUAAUUGGUGUCUGAACAGAAGAUGGGUCUAAUUUGGAAAUUUUUCACUUGAAAACUUCAAGGACUUCAAUAAAUGGAAGGUUUUUGCAUAAAUUACAAAUAAUUUCAACUGUUUCAUAUGUAAACUUGCUCCUGGAUCAUAUGUGUAUUUUUGUUUCAAACAUCCAUCAGUUUAUUUCACGUGCUGCAGAAAAAUAUGAGGCAAGAAAGACGCUAUAGGAUACUGUAACACAAAGAUUUUCUCCUGUUUCAGGGGCAGUUUGCUUGUUAGUUUCACAUAUAGUACAUCAGAAUCAGAUAUCUGAAGAUGUCCCAUAGUCUGCUGCAUUUAAAAGUACUCCACCAUACCAGGUCAAAGGAGUGGUGAUAGGUUAGCAACCAAGUGAAACGAGAGAGGACCUACCAGUCCUCAUGGAAAACUGGUUUUUCCUUCAUUGCUGUCUUUUCUCUCUAUUGACUGCAGCUCUCACCAUUCUCUUGUCGGCAGCCACUUCCAGGUUACGGCUAGUAUUUGUAAACCAUUCAGGAUUGCCACAAAGGUCCACAAUACUGACCAAGGUUCAGCAGUUUAGUUUGUGCAUAUCUGCAUGUGAACUAUUUUUUGAGCCACUCCUGCAAAUUUUUUAAUUAGAUUUUUGUCCAAAUAUGAGGGCUCCCUUAGGUUUGCUGAAACUAUUUUGGCUAUUAGAUAUACUGAUAUAACACCAGUGCAGCCAUCAUGACUGUGUACUAAUCUUCAUCUUGGAAUCUUGCAGAAGUGUUAGAUACAUCGAGUUAGUUUCACUUGUAAUUAUAAAAGAAUUUAUUACAUCAGUGGUUUCCAAAAAAAAUUUAGGUGGUUUUAAAAAAUGUUUGGAAGCAAAAAAAGAAAAGAAAGGAAAACCUUUUCUGAAUUUUUGUCUACCUUGAAUCUUGAUAUCUCCAGUACCUUACUGGAAUGGUUUGUUCCUUUUGGAAAAGAUGAAUGUACUAUUUUGUUUCCCUGCACAACCCCAGAACUUUAACGUCAACCAAAGUUUGUUCGUUUACUAUACCCCAAAAACUCAUUUACUCCCACUGACAUCUAGUGCAGAAAAUAAAUGUAUGACUUUGGCAGGAAAAUGUUUACUUUCUGCGGCAUAAGUGAACUGUAUAAGUGAACUUCUCUGACAGAAAAUUAUAGAUUUGGUGAUGGAUAUUUAGUCCAUAGCUUAAUAUUUUGACCAGGACUGUGAAUGGAGAAGAGCAUUUCCCCUUCCUCCCUGAUUAUUUAUCUCCCAUGGUGGUACCUGUCAAGAUGCUGAUACUGCUAAGAGGAAGAAGAAAAUGUGGAGAGUUAGACCAGUGCCUUCUCUUUUAAUGCCUUCCUAAAUACUAACAGUCCCAUUUAAAGGGUCAGGCGCUUGACACGGUGCCAUGACUGCAUUGCCCCACCUUUCCCAAGGGGGUGUUCCAAUGGCAUUGGAAGACAAAGAACUAAAAAAAACCCCCUCCCUGCCAUCAGAAAGCCCCCAUUUUGCUUAAUGGACUUACACCACCAAAAAUGGUGGUGCAAGUCCAAAUCUCUGGCCACUGGCGUAAUAGGUGCAAUGGCUGGGGGGAAGCCGACUAGCAUCAGUCCCCACCCCCCAUGACCCUGGACUGCCCUUACUAUGCAACUGGUGGGAGCACAGGGAUACUGGUGCAACAUUCAGAAUUGCAUUCCACUGCCAUGGAGGGCUGUGGCAGCUGUCUGCUUGCGGCUCGGCCCCUCCACCAGGGGAAGUGCCCUGGGGAGAGCAAAUCAGCUGGCAUGGCCCUGUGCAGCGCCAAGUGGCUGGUUCCCCCUUCACUUUGGAUGGGGUUGUCAGUCUUCACUACAUGUUAAUAUUCCUGGCUACAGAGAUGGACUAUUUUCACUAAUACAGGGCACUGCAUGUUCAUCUUUGUGAAAUAAGUUAAACCCAUCCCUGUCAUAAAUGUGAUUCUUGAAAAUAAUCAAUUAUAUUACAGAGUAGCAAAGAAAUAUGCCAGCAUUCUUAAACUAUCUCUUAAAAAGCAUAAGUUUUUUAAUACUUCAAAACAAGAGCCCCAUAAUUUUUAAAAUGAUUACAAGUGCUUUUUGAGGCAGGCAAUGAAAUUAUGGAGAAUUUCAAGAAUUAUGAAUACUGGCAAGAUAAAAAUAAUAAGUGAUUGCCUUCAUUAAAAGGGCUGGGGAAAUUAUGACUGGAUAAGGAAACAUGUUUGUAAAAUGUUCAUUAGUAAAUACUUGAGUAUUUUUAGUUAAUGGAGUAUUUGUUAAUUUUAGUUGUUCUGCACCCAGCAAUUCUUUAUGGUUAUGGAAGGUUUCCCACUACAACUGUAGGGAAACCUUCCACAACCAUAGGGAAACCUUUCUUCUGCCCAGAUUACCCUCUGAGGCUUGUAAUAUAUGAAUUUAGCCUCAUAAGACUUGGUCACAUUCUGUACUCAAAAGUCUUCUAUUAAAAAAUGUGCUCGAAUACUUUGAUUCUGGGUGCCUUUUCAUAAUUAUACUGUCAUCUAAAUAUUUUUUUUGUUUUUUUCCUCAUAAUGAUGUUGUCAAAUUGUGUUUUUCUUUUUUUGUCUGUGUGUAUGUGUAUGGGGGGAGUUGUUUGUACAAGUGCCUCCAUUUCAUAUUUUGAUAACUGACCUGACUUUAAAUGGUUCAAAUUCUUUUCUGGUUAAAAUCUGUCUCUAUACAUUUAAAAUACCAAAAGCUCAAUAGCCACUUGCACAGUAAUUGUAUAUAUGAUUAGAAUGCUUGAUCUUCAAUCCACUGAGUAGCAUCAACAUAGAAGCUGGUUUUUGAGCAAGGAUUUCCUGCUGGAUUAGUAAUGUGCAUGCAGAAGAAUGCUAAUGCAAAGUUCUCAUGACUGGAUGCCUACAUUCAUCAGCUAGGGCUAUGACUGCAGUGCCAGUCAGUGGAUUUGGACCACACACACAAUGCUCAAUAAAUGGUUGGCAUGGUCAAUUUUUGAUGGUGCAGAUCACCUUUUGGGGAGGAAGAACUAUAUCCUACUGCCUUCUCCAACAGGUAAGAUAUGCUGUCCAACUUGAUCAUUCCUGUAUUUUUUCAUUGAACGUACAUGAGCACUCAAGGAGAAGUACUCAGUAGACUGGGUCCUUUGUGUAUAUUUUGUUCUCUUAACAUGAAGGAACUAUUGUUAUACUCCCUGGAUAGUUCUAAUGGGUAUGGAUAUCCAGAACAUAUGUAGUCGUGGUUUAAAAUUAUAUUUAACACAUUUGUAAUAGCUUGAAUUGGUUGCAUUUUACACAAGUAUGGACAUUGACUGAAGACUACAUUUUCCACUGUUAAAGUUGAAGCUAAUGACAGAUUGGUUGGGGUGGCAUUUAGUGUUCUGAUUACCUCCCAAACACUGCAAAGUCAAUCCAUCUUUUCUAUUGUAAUAUUCUAUUCACCUUGUACUGAAGUCUAAGAGAAGGUGCAAACACUUUUUACUGAGACUGAAGUUUUCAGCAGGCAUGCAAAAAUUUAUUGACUGUGUCUCAGGAAAACAGCUUUAAACUAGUGCCUAACAUUGUAAAUUUUAAAUGUAUUCUCUUUUUCUGUUACUUUUGCAACCUACUUUUUAAAAGGUACCUUAUUUCUUUAAUGUGAUUGGGAUAGGUGGUAUUGUCUUUCAAAGGGCUCUGGGACUUUUAAUGCAACUAUUUAAUGUGAUUAAAUGAAGGGUGAGUGAGAUGGCUGGAAGGGAGGCCAAGCAUAAGAAAUGUAAUACUGCCAGACUUUUGUUUUUUUAUAUAUGAUUUUUUUUAAAAAAAACCCUGCAUAUUUUGCACUGGCCAUUGUACUGUUGUACAAAAGAAAAAUAACACUAUAUCUAGAAUCUGUGUUCUGGAAAAGAUGCAAAUAAACUUGUUUAUAAGAAA
Sphaerodactylus townsendi is the source of this 7025-nucleotide messenger RNA. It is a transcript of the gene TFCP2L1, whose product is annotated as transcription factor CP2 like 1. The transcript has 15 exons. The record is from RefSeq and is a predicted model, not a curated record. Gene Ontology annotation, biological process: regulation of transcription by RNA polymerase II. Gene Ontology annotation, molecular function: RNA polymerase II cis-regulatory region sequence-specific DNA binding; DNA-binding transcription activator activity, RNA polymerase II-specific. Gene Ontology annotation, cellular component: nucleus. The coding region runs from base 72 to 1529 and encodes 485 amino acids. NCBI's taxonomy places the organism in Eukaryota, Metazoa, Chordata, Lepidosauria, Squamata, Sphaerodactylidae.